UUGUUUUUGUAGACAGUCAAUAUAUAAAUAAAAGAAAAAUAUUUAUAUUUUGUAUCGCACAGUUUUGCGAUAAUGUCCUUCCACUGGAAUUGUGGGAAACGGAUAACAUUGUCUAAUAACAAUACCACAGCGACCCGAAGUUUCAAUGAAUUCAAUCAUGGACUAGUGUUAAGUGCCGCUCCUCUCGAGGACAAUGUCUUAUUUGAAGUGCGAAUCGAUCAGAAGGUGUCGUCAUGGAGUGGCAGUAUCGAGAUCGGUGUUACGUCCGUUCAUCCGGAAACUGAACUGCCAGCUUGUGCCACAAAAAUGUCGAAUGGAACUUGGUUAAUGGCCGGGAUCAGUAUCCUCAAAGACGGCUGUUCUCUAGUCGAAGCAUAUGGCAUUGAUUUGGACAAAUUGAAAGAGGGUGACCGAGUCGGUGUUAUGCGAACGUCUCAAGGCGAUCUGAUAUUUUACAUAAAUGGUGAAUCGCAAGGAAUCGCAGCCAAUAACAUCCCUAAUCCAGUGUACGCGCUCGUCAAUUUAUACGGAAAAUGUGUUCAGGUUUCGAUGUAUCCACCGUUGGACCAACAAUUUCAGACCGAUUCUAUUGACGUUGUCGAAGACGUGAACAUACGAAUGCCUAUCGACGUUCAGGUUUCGCAUCCGUCGUCUCUGCAUUUAGGUGGAGGAGGUGAUAUAACGGACAUCAAUGAUCGUUUACGUUUUCACAAUCGUUGUGGAUCCUUGGUCAAAUUAAGUGCAAAUUGUCGUACAGCAGAACGACGACGUCCACUGGAUGAAUUCAAUAAUGGCGUUGUCAUGACACAUCGACCGUUAAAGGACAACGAAUUAUUUGAGAUUCGUAUCGAUAAACUGGUCGAUAAAUGGUCCGGUAGUAUCGAAGUUGGUGUUACAACACAUAAUCCAACAGCGUUACAUUUUCCAGCUACAAUGACAAACAUGAGAAGUGGAACCAUAAUGAUGUCCGGUUCGGGCAUUCUCACCAACGGGAAAGGAAGUCGUCGCGAAUAUGGUGAAUUCAAUUUGGACGAAUUGCGAGAAGGCGAUCGCGUCGGAAUGAUGCGAAAAUCGAACGGAAAUUUGCAUUAUUACAUCAACGGUCAGGAUCAGGGAGUGGCGUCGACUCGUGUCUCUGCCACAUUAUGGGGCGUUAUCGAUCUGUAUGGCAUGACCAUAAAAGUGACCAUUGUCGAUCGCGAUGAACGAGAGCAGCAGAAUUUGGUCACGCGCCGCAACAAUUUGAUGACACUGCAAACUUGUUCGGAGGAGAUUGGUGUACACAGUCCGGAAGCGGAAUUCAUUCAGAACAAUGAUCGGUUGACAUUUCAUCAAAUUUGUGGAACGCAUGCACUGGUUACGCAUAGCGGGCGUACAGCCUUAAGGCCAAACGCUUCCGACGACUUCAACAAUGGCGUUGUGCUGACCAGACGUCCUUUACGGCCGAAUGAAAUUUUCCAAGUUCGAUUGGAACGUGUGGUGACCAAGUGGGCGGGCAGCAUCGAAGUCGGCGUAACGACUCAUUCACCGAACGAAUUGGAAUUUCCGUUCACGAUGACGAAUGUCAGUUUAUUAAUCAGAAGUGGCACUUGGAUGAUGACUGGGAAUGGUGUGAUGAUGAAUGGGACUACGGUUAUCGAACAGUAUGGUCAGAAUUUGGAUCGAUUGCAAGUUGGUGAUCGUGUUGGCGUUGUUCGAAAAGAUGAUGGAACGUUGCAUUUUUGGGUGAAUGGUGUUGAUCAGGGGCCAGGAGCUUUAAAUGUUCCAGAACGAGUGUAUGGAGUUAUUGAUCUCUAUGGGCAAGCUGCACAAGCUAGUAUUAUUGAUACGUCCGAAUGCGGUAGUCCUGACACUGGUAAUUCAACCAUUUCCAACACAACGCUGUACAGCAGCGAACCGAAAUUAAGAUUUCACACGUCAUGCUACGGUCGAAAUGCUCGCAUUUCCAACGGAGGUCUCACGGCCAGUCGACCGAAAGCUCUAGCAGAAUUUAAUGGCUCGAUAGUGUUCAGCAAUCGUCCACUGAGAUAUCGCGAACUAUUCGAGGUUGUUUUGGAGACGAUGAUUGACCAUUGGAAUGGAAGUGUUGAAAUUGGCCUGACCGGAAUCAGACCCGAUGAAAUAACAAUGGCUAGCACAGCCACUGAUUUGGAACAAGAUACGAUAAUGAUGUCAGGCAGUACGCUAAUGUACAAUGGAGUACUGGUCCGGCAUGACAUGCCGUUUGAUCUGGAUAGUUUAACGACUGGUUCACGAAUCGGCGUCAUGAAAAACGGUCAUAACAUUCACUUCUUCGUGAAUGGGGAAGACCAAGGACCGGCGUAUGAAUGUCCUAUUCAAAAUAUGCACGCCGUGGUCGAUUUGUACGGACAGUGUGCUCAGGUGAGUAUCACCAGCGGAGCAGACAUACGAGCACCGUACGCAACCAGCGAAAAUUCUCAGAGCUUGCAAGCAACGUCGGUCAUCCAGCCAAUGUUGAUCGAGUCCAAGCAUCGUUGGUCAUGCAUAUCGGGCAAUGUAACCCUUUCGCAAAAUUGGACAUAUGCCAGUCGUUGCACAAAUUUAUCGUCAGCUCUGUCGCGAUGUUUAAUAUUUUCGGAGCAUCAUUUAACGCCGGGGGAACCAUUUGAUAUUAAAAUUACCGAAUACAAUAGUCUGCUAGCCGGAUGUUUAAAAGUCGGCGUUACGGAUCUCAACUUAACCGAUGAACAUGUUCGCAAAAAUAUUCCCGUUUGCAUGAAAAAGAUCCCGGGCAAUGUGUGGUACGUGUCGGGCAAUGAAAUUCGUCACAACUCGAAACUGCUACAACGUUCGAUGGCCUCGCUGGAAUGGCUUCGUGUCGGCGAUCGCAUCACUCUCGAUUUGACAUCGUCGCGAACGCUGAAAAUUCUCUUGAAUUCGGAGGACAUGAACAUCAAUUUUCCAGUCGUUGGAUCCGACGUGUACGCAGUGGUUGAGCUGAUUGGCACGACAAUGGCGUGUCAGGUGAUUUCGUCGCAAGGACCAGCAUCACCACUUCGUCCAUGCAGUUUGCGUUUGCAGGAUUCGUUGGAGUGUGUGGAGAAGAGUUUCUAUAAUCAAGACUCGAUGCUGGAAUCGAUUGAAUCGGAAGCAUUGUUCUUUGAAUUCGGCGAAAGUCACGGGAAAAACAUUCAAUUAUCCGACGAUAAACGAACUGCCCAUCGAUAUCAGGGAUAUAAUCACGGAAUCGUCUGCGUCACGAAACCAUUGUGCAAAGGACAUAGUAUCAGUGUACGAAUCGAUCAAAUUAACACCAAGUGGAAGGGGACAAUUUUACUGGGCGUCAUCGGCGUUACACCAAAUAAUUUCAUUUUCCCUUCAUCGGCGAUAUUAUUGAAGAGACCCUGCUGGAUUGUAACGCACGAUUACACCAACAUUAACGGCAAUAAAAACCAAACGAAAUACGGCGAACUACUGAACUCCAUCCAGAAGGACACCGUAAUCACAAUCAGCUUUUCGUUUUCGGGAAAUCUGUCGGUUACCGUUGGCCAGAAGACUUUAGACGAUUUGGCGUCCGGUUUGCCACACCAUGUGUAUCCAAUAUUCGAUUUGUAUGGCAGGUGCGAAAAGUUGACCAUUUUGAACACGGAACAGAAGAAUGGCAGUCCCAUCAAUGAGGAAGUGUUACCGGCUACAACAAGUCAUGCACUGAGUCUGGAUUCGGAUAGGAAUGUGCCACAAUGUGAGAAGGCUGAUCUGGAAAUUCAUGAAAAAGAAACGGAUACAUCGUUGCCGUCCAGCAGCUUGGUUGGCACUUCAAUUAUGGCUCGAUCUGUUGCAGAAAGCGUUUCCGAAAAUCUGUUGAUGAACAUUUCGAUCAAAAAUCGUUCUGUCGAAACCAAAAACGACUUUCCUACCAACUCAUCCGCUUCGUCAUGUUGUUUGCGAGAUUCACUGCAACUGCAACAUUCCACCAAUUUGAAUAUCCAACGAAGCCAAAGUACACACCGUUUCAACAAUGGCGGUUUGAAUUGCUUGGACAAUAAUCGCGAACAAGACACAAAUCAAAUAGGCGAUGAGGCAGUCGAGGAUGAAAGUGUAGAAUAUGCAGAAGCACGUAGCGGGUCGAUAACAUACGAUACCAAUCUCGCGAUCGAUUCGGAUGACAAUGACGUCGACGACGAAUCAAACAUAAACCCGCAACAACUCCUACUUGAUGCUUUCGAAAGGUACAAGCAGGCUACAUCCUCGUCCGAUAAUUACGGGAACCCACAGCAAAGAAACGAACCAUUAUCGCUUGAUUUGAAUACUUCAUCUGGUGAAGCAUACAACACUUCGUUUAGUAGUCUUCCAGCCAUUAGUACGAAGGACUGUGAUUAUUUAAAGUUGGUCAUGGGUUUCCAAAGGACUUUAGUAAUACCGGACGCGUUUUUUGUUAGCGACACCCCCAUCUGUUACUGUCGGAAAUGCGUCACCAGUGAAAGUACUUCGGUGCUGACGGGUUGGAUUCGGUUCAAAAUUAAUCAAUUCAUCACCAAUGCCAAUCUGCCCACAACCUCAGCUGUCGAAAAUAGUGGCAGUGCCGAUUGGACUACGGCAUUCUACUUGACUAGAGUCGAUAAAAUUCGUGCGAUAUUGGAUCACGGUCAGCCGUUGCCAAUUGAUACAUGUGAGGGAAGCGGUGGCCAUCAGAAAGACGAUUCCGGUUUGGGCGGCCACCUAAAUCUGCUGUCAGUUCCGAAUUCGCCAGCCAAACCGCCGACGAAUUUCACACAUCGUUACAUGUCCGGCCGGACUGUUUAUUCGAUUGACACAGCAUUCGAGGUGCGCGUGCGGACUCAGUCGUUAUGCGUGGCUGAAUUAAGCGAAGGCGAUGGAAGUGGUUCGAGUAUGUUUAGCGAAAGCGUUCAAAAGUGGACAACCAAAGAAGCUGGAGCGUGUGUACUAACUGCACUGUUGUUGAAACUGACGCCAGUUGAAAUGCAAGAGGGUUAGAUCACUGCAUUAUUGUGGAAUUGAUUCCUAUAUGGUUAUUUGUUGACCACUGUACACAUUGUGAUCAUUAGAAUUUUAAUCGAAAGAGAAAA
Molecule: messenger RNA, 5048 nt
Organism: Bradysia coprophila
Lineage: Eukaryota; Metazoa; Arthropoda; Insecta; Diptera; Sciaridae
Gene: Neurl4
Product: neuralized E3 ubiquitin protein ligase 4
Source: RefSeq, a predicted model, not a curated record